Symbiodinium pilosum is the source of this 1434-nucleotide messenger RNA. NCBI's taxonomy places the organism in Eukaryota, Dinophyceae, Suessiales, Symbiodiniaceae. The record is from the annotation of a GenBank genome assembly.
AUGGAAGCCUGGGAUCGCGCUGUGGCCACCAUGAAGAAGGGCGAAACCUCGAAGUUCACCGUGCCAGAGAUGUACCUCUCAGGAGGUCCUGAUUGCUGGAGGAAAAAUCUUCCAGAUGAUGGACAGGAUGUCAUCUUCGAGUUUGAGCUAGUUGCCGUCAGACCUAUCACGGACCUGUUUGGGGAUGGCGGUGUGAUCCAGAAUCUCUUAGAGGAGUCCGAUGAUUAUGGUCAAUCUCCAAAGACCACGGAUGAGGUCCAGAUCCAUUUUAUCACUACGGUGAAAGUCAGCGACGAGGAGACAGCACCACUGGUUGAGCAGGGCCAGUCCGUUGAUUUUCGGAUGGCUAGCCCCAGUCUGAACAACAUGCUUUGUGCAAAGGCCAUCCACAAGGCGCUGCUGUCAAUGAAAGCUGGCACGAGUGUGCGGCUUGUAUGCCGCAGCGACUACGCGGCUGGAGAUCAGGGCGACGAGGAGCGUGGAGUGCCUCCCAAAGCUUCUGUGGUGGUGUGCCUUUCGUUGCUGCAGAUCUACGAGUUCGACGAUGCCGGCAAGAAAGCCUCAUGGGAAGAGAAUUUGGUCGUUAGGAAAGCCAUUGUGCCAAUCAGAAACCGGCUGUGUCCUGGAUGGGAUGGCACUUGGUGCAAGGUGAAGAUAAAAAGCGUGAAGGUGGGUGAGGAGGAGAAGCUGGGUGAGGAAAUGAUUGUGAACACCAUCGUUGGCAAGGGUGAGCUGUGCGAUGCUUUGGAGGCAGCUUCUGCGCGCAUGCGCAAAGGAGAAGUGGCCCUGAUCACGGUCAAGCCCAUCCCAUCUUUGCACGCACCAGGGGCCCCGGAUCUCGAGAUCUCGGGCACCGCCAACGUGGUGUACAAUGUUGAGAUGAUAGACUUUGGUAACCCACCUCCGGAGGAAGGGCCCAGCGAUUCCACGGAUUUGCUGGAGUUCUGCAAGAAGCAGAAGGAGCAAGGCUCCGCUCAUUUCAAGUCGGGGCGCAUCCGGCUGGCUUAUGAGCGCUACUCAAGAGUCGUUGCCCUCACACCCCGCUACAAGCGGCCAUUGGGCAGUUCUAGCAGUGUGGAGGUUUUCGAGGAUCCAGAAGAGCGGAGAGAAGCUGAGGAGCUGAAGAAGACCUGCCGGCUAAAUUUGGCCGCUUGCGCCUUGAAGCUGGACCUGGCAUACUCUGCUUCCCGCUUUUGCGACGAAGUGCUGAAGGAGGAGCCUGGCAACAUCAAGGCGCUCUAUCGCCGCGCUCAGGGUCUCCUGGGGUCAAAUGACUUCGAGGAGGCCGUGCGCGACUGCAAGUCCAUCCUGGAGCUCGAGCCGACCAAUAAGGACGCCAGGCUCCUGAUGCAGAAGGUCAAGCAAGCCGAGAAGGAGCAGCUGAAAAAGCAGAAGGAGCGGUUCGGAGCUUCUUUGGCGAGAGAGCUCGCAUAG